AGAAAUUGUCCAAUAAAUGAGUGGCGAUUGUAAUACAUUUGUGAGAAUAUUCAGCAAAAGUCAUGUCAAUAGGAUUUAUCGGCGCCGGGAAAAUAGCCCAGGCAUUGAUGAAGGGCUUAGUGUCAGCCGGCAUAUCUAAAGCCGACAGAAUACUAGCCAGCGCUCCAAAGGCAGACUUCAAGUGCCACCAGGAUACUCAGUUGUUGGGCUGCAGAACCACUUAUCAUAACAACGAUGUGCUCAACAACUCGGAGAUUGUGGUCCUCGCCGUCAAACCCCAUGUAUUUCCUGCACUACUGAAUGAAAUCGAGGCGAAUGUCACGGAAAAGCAUUUAUUAAUAUCAAUAGCACUCGGAAUAGAGAUCUCGUGCAUUGAGAAUGCAUUGCCCGCAAGCAGUCGAGUGGUUAGAGUGAUGUCGAAUACCCCGGUGCUCAUCAGGGAAGGAGCUUCGGUCUACUCGUGCGGAACCAACGUUACUAAAGCCGACUCACAAACCGUACGAAAACUGUUUACAAGUGUUGGGAUGUGUGAAGAGAUUCCGGAGGCGCUCAUCGAUGCGGUCACUGCUCUGAGCGGUUCGGGACCGGCAUAUUUGUACACUUGUAUGGAAGCACUGGCCGACGCGGGUGUCCUACAAGGCAUACCAAGAGAUCUAUCCCUAAAACUGGUCGCACAGACAAUGAUUGGAUCUGCGCGAAUGGUUCUCGAGACUAAUAAACAUCCGGCAGCUCUAAAGGACGACGUGUGUUCACCGGCCGGCUGUACGAUACACGCUAUGUAUCACUUGGAAAAGAAUGGCUUAAGAGCUCUUCUCAUGGAAGCCGUAUCGAAAGGUACAGAAGUCGCUCACUGGAAGUCCAAAAAUGGCAAACAUAGUGGCCCAUGA
Oppiella nova is the source of this 887-nucleotide messenger RNA. NCBI's taxonomy places the organism in Eukaryota, Metazoa, Arthropoda, Arachnida, Sarcoptiformes, Oppiidae. The record is from the annotation of a GenBank genome assembly.